This is a messenger RNA of Sclerotinia trifoliorum, 892 nucleotides long. The record is from the annotation of a GenBank genome assembly. NCBI's taxonomy places the organism in Eukaryota, Fungi, Ascomycota, Leotiomycetes, Helotiales, Sclerotiniaceae.
CUCAGGGUGUUAUAUGAGAUUCUUUUGCGGCUGCAAUUAUUAAACUGCGAGUGUAAGAUUUCCUGAAUCUGGGGGUGGCUAUUCAGUACAUAUUCCAAGAAAUCUAGCUAACAUUUCCCCUCAGCAUUGCAUUUACAUCUCCACCUCGAAGAAGAUAUCCCUGGUAGAUCUCAUCAAUUGUGCCCGCGCGGGCUUGCGAAUUCGUUCUAGAGACUCUCAAUCCUCGUCAUGUCUCUCGUAACUCUUUCCCACGUAGCUUCGCAUCUCCAAAACGCCUCAAAAGCCCGUCUUGGGCUCACUUCCGUCCCAUCCUCGAACAUGAUCCUCACUCUCAUGCUCAGUCUCCAAUCGUCUGGAUUUCUAUCCUCGGUCACCCGUGGUGGCCUCACUCCUCCUCCCAUGGACGAACUAUCUACAUAUGAGCCAGAAGCUGUCACACAGCGAAAUAUUUCGACAAGGAGGUUGUGGCUAGGAUUGAAGUAUUGGAACAAUGAGCCGGUGUUGAGUCGGAUGUCGGUGAUCAGUAAACCCACGAAGAGAAUUUGGAUGAAUGUAGACGGACUUUCGGAGAUUAUAAGAGGAAGAAAUGCAAACUUUGUGGAGGGUUUGCGGAAUCCGGGAGAGUGUAUCUAUAUUAGUACAUCAAGUGGAAUCAUGGAGGCAAGAGAAUGUGUAGAGAGGAGGGUGGGCGGUAUGCUUUUAUGCAGAGUGCAGUAGGUAUGAUGAUCAAGAAAUUUGUAAAAUUACAGGGCAUGAUCAUUUGUGGGAGUUCAAAAGUGUAUAAAAGAGAUGCUGGUCUUGCCCAGAGGCAGAUCAAUCACGGCUUGGGAGAUAAAACUCCGAAUCACGAUUCCAAAGUGCAAAGGUAUAAUUAUUUGGGAUCCAGAAAUAC